This is a messenger RNA of Oldenlandia corymbosa var. corymbosa, 486 nucleotides long. Lineage: Eukaryota; Viridiplantae; Streptophyta; Magnoliopsida; Gentianales; Rubiaceae. The record is from the annotation of a GenBank genome assembly.
AUGGGGCAGUCAAAAAGGAAACAACGUGCUCAGACUAGCAAUUCUGCACAAGCUCCCACUACUGAAGAAUUUCCCCACCAGGAUACAAUGCAACAGUCCAGACAACCAGAACAAACCCCUAAUGAAUUCGAUAGAAGAAAGCGAAAAAAGGGUGCUUCAAGUGUUUCUCAAAAUCCUAACAGUGACAUUGCCCCAAAUGAUAAUCCUCAACCUCAGGUGAGAAGAAGUACAAGGGUUAGAGAACGACUUUCCACUGAACCACCAAUUCCAUCAAACGAAAGACCUUCAUCUGAAGUCCCGAAACCUGUUCAAGUUGGAGCCCAACCUGUUAAUGGAGCUCAUUCAAAGAAAAGGAAAUUAUCUUACCUGGACAAAGUUAUGGUCAAUGAAAAUGCAGAGUACUUGGGUGACCAUCCACCUUACAAGGUUGGAAGAUGGGCCAGACACAAAGCCACUCGAGUUGGAAAAAGAGACAACUAUGCAUGA